Molecule: messenger RNA, 1347 nt
Organism: Hordeum vulgare subsp. vulgare (domesticated barley)
Lineage: Eukaryota; Viridiplantae; Streptophyta; Magnoliopsida; Poales; Poaceae
Exons: 1
Coding region: 65-1315 (416 amino acids)
Molecular function (GO): DNA binding
Source: RefSeq, a predicted model, not a curated record
AAAACCUCCCCAAAACCAUCUAGGUCUUCCAAAUCUCGCAUCUCUCCAAUCCAAUCCCAAUCCAAUGACUCAAGCCCCAGGAGAUCCCUUCGCGUCGGGCUUCCCACACGCCGACGCCGCGCAAUCGAAGCCAAUUCCGACGUAUCCUCAACGCGUCAAGAAACAUCUCUUGCCGAUGAAGAAGAGGGCGACGACCACGAGCGACGGUAGCGACCGCAGCAGCGCCGACGAUUCGUUCGUCGUACCACCGAAGAAGAGGCGGGCGGUGGAUACCGGGGGCGAGGGCACCCCGGCUCAGAGGCGGCCUAGGCGAGUGGCGGCGUGCAACGCUGCGCACGUGAGCAUGGAGGAAGAGGAAGCCGGGACGUCGGCGGCCGGGGCGGCGGGAGCGAAGAAGAAGAACAAGAACAGGAAGAGGAAGAGGGAAAGCGGUAGAAAGAACGGACCGCGGCCGGCACGGAAGGCCUUCCCGCUGGUCAACAGGCCGCUGCACCUCAGCGAGGAGCAGCAGCAGCACCUCAGGGCGCUCGGAGCCACGGCCCCGCAGUUCGUCAUCAUGAAGACCCUCCACGGGAGCGACGUGCACCGCAACCAGAGCCGGCUCCUGUUCUCGUGCAAGCGCAAAUUCAUCCAAGCCCACCCCAUCACCGGGCUCUUGGCCGAGGAGGAUGCCUACUUCGUGCAUGAACGGUUCAAAGGGCUGAGCGUGAGCGCCUUUGACGGCCACAACAACGAGUUCAGCUUCGAUCUCAAGUACCUCGACUCCAAUGGCGGGUACCGCUUCAAAGGCAGCGGCUGGAACGAGUUCGUGGCCACCAACAACCUGGUUCAACUGGUAAAGAAGGAGCGUCUUCAUUUUGUCGUCGAGCUGUGGGCGUUUCGUUCGCCGAUGUUGCCAGCGCAGUCCGAUCCUCCCGACGUCGAGGGUCUGAAGGGCCACCCUGACGGCGCCCUCGGGUUUCACUUCCGGGUGUAUCAGGACGAGAGCAGGGACGCCCACCGCGGCGGCGGCGAGGAAGAAAGGGAGCUUGCGCCGUCGCCCGUCCAGAAGAGGACGAAGAGACAGGCACCGGCCAAGGCGGUGCGAUCAAAGAAGCUUGCGGGUGCGCGUGUGAGUCAGGACCAAGCCGUGGCGCGGGACGUGACGAGGGCUGAGAUAGUUGAGGCCGUUGGCGAGGAGAUGGCGGAUGCGUUGUUGGGGCUCUUGAUGCUUGCUAGGAGAAGAAUUUUGGCGCAUAACGCUCAGACCAUAUCGCAUUCGCACGCAUACGCAGAUUGUGCGACUCCAUAUGGCUCCCAAAACUUUGGGUCCUAAAUUUUCACACUAUGAAUUAUAAUCAUUAAUUU